Messenger RNA from Xylaria bambusicola, 2223 nucleotides. RefSeq lists its product as uncharacterized. The record is from RefSeq and is a predicted model, not a curated record. NCBI's taxonomy places the organism in Eukaryota, Fungi, Ascomycota, Sordariomycetes, Xylariales, Xylariaceae. Bases 1 to 2223 code for a protein of 740 amino acids. The transcript is spliced from 3 exons.
AUGAAUCCUGCUGGGAACGAAAACGACCAAUACCCCAUUCGACUUGGAAUGUGGACGAACUGGUCUCGUGGGCAAAUCAUGGGAAGCACUCUCACGCUUCAAAGACGCGAUGCAGACCUCCUCAUUGCAUUCAUCGGUUUUCUCAUCGCGUUUUUCGCAACCCGUGCGUGGAGGAUCCUCUGCUUUGUGUUUCACCGAUACUACUCAACGCCCCUUCCUCAAGACGCUAUCUAUCACCAACAUCAAGCAAUUCUACGAAACUCAUCCUCGCCGGAGGAUGGUAUCAACCUGCUUUUGCGGCUGCUCUGGGAAAGCCGCCACUCAAAGGGGCGCUUGCGACCCUUGUCUACUGCUACUGUUGCGACUUGCUGUCUUACGGUAUUUACUAUCGCUGGUGGUUUCUCUUCCCGAAUUUCCACCGGGAUCGGCAACGAAGUAUUGAUUAGUAGCAACCACUGUGGCUCUUCUCUUCUUACGAGUGUAUUCGAUGACCCCGAGAAAUAUUUCGCAGGCCUACCAUAUCGUGCUGGGCUGAUCAACAAUGCUGCCAACUAUGCUCUGCAGUGUUACUCAAGCAAUAUUAGCGUCGGUCUUAAUUGUGACCGUUACGUCAAGAAGCACAUUACUGGCACUGUCGACCUAGAGGCACCUUGUCCUUUUGGCGAUCGCAUAUGCCGAAAUGAGACUUUGAAUAUCCGUCUGGACAGUGGUUAUGUAGACAGCCACGAAGAUCUCGGGGUGAAUUCUCCUCCUGAUCAAAGAGUUCUCUGGCGAAACGUUCUUCAAUGCGGGCCAUUAACCACGGAAGGUUUCACUAGUGAGCAAAAUCCAGCCGGCCAAAAUGAGACAUUCACUUUAUACCACUAUGGAAAUACAACAGGAGUACGUGGCGAUCCGCUUGACUAUGUGUACAGAGCAGCGUCAGUUGAAUCCCAGUAUUCAUAUAUACUGACCAGCACUGAUAUUAUUGAUACCUACUUUACACAUCAUCUAAACCCAAUACAAUCUACUGUUGGAAAUAGGACCACUAGGAAGAAUUCGGACUUCGAGCCCAUCCAACCCCUAUUUCAAAAUGAUGCAGAUACUUACAUAAUUUUCCUCUCGGGCAACGGCGUGCAGUACUCGUUCCCAACUUCUGAUGAGUGGUACCAAGUGGCCGCGACACCGUCUAACGGAAGUUCCGUGUCAGCUGACACUGCCAGUCCAAACAAAGUCUACCUUCCUUUACAACCAGCGUCUCCGCUAGGCUGUGCAGACCAAUAUCAGUUCUGUAAUACUGCGUUGCCAGAAGAGCGCAGAUGUGGGCCACUCGCCAGCCUUUUGGACGCAAUAUCUGGAGCUGCGCCCCUGUUUGGAACUCAGUAUUUAAAUUACUUUACAUCUGGUCUGAACGCUGGGAAUGCCAAGACGGAAUCGGAAGCUCGUUUCAACUAUUUCGCCUCCAGAUUUGGCACUCGCACAUCGAUCAACAUCCUGCUAACUCAACUUGGGUCGAUGGGGCUUAUAUCACAAAGAAACUUGCUUGGUGGAAUACAAGGACCAUUGGCACCGAACCAGUGGCAACUCGAUAUAAGCCACCUAUGGAAUAUAACAAUGGCCCUUCAGCAGGUAGCAUUGAUUGACAUGGCUUAUGGUCCAACUGACCCAGGCACUUUGCAGACUUGGAUUAACUUCACAAGUCCGGCUCUGCAGAAGAUAUGUGGUAGCCAGAAAAUCCACAGUACGGCCUACGGCUCAUUCAGCGUCUUCGGUCUUUGCUUUACACUGCUCUUCGGUUUUCUCAUCACCCUAAUUUCGUUCCUGCUAGAACCCACCUCGAGGUAUCUGUGCAAGAAAAAGGGAUAUAAACCAUACACGCAUUUGGAAUGGACUACGAAUGCGACCUUGCAGCUUCAGCGCCUAGCAUACGAUGAAGUGGGAAGCGGCACCUGGUCACAAUGCAUUCAGCAAAUCCCGCAUACAAAGGCGAAUGAGCUUCUUGCCUGUCUAGAUAUCACGGAUCCGACGCAUCCAGUUCUUUACUCGGCAGCACAUAAAGAAACAGAAGUGGAGAAGCCUCACAAUUCUACUUUGUGCCACGAUACAAUUUCUCCGAGUCACUCAAGACCAUCGCCGGAUAUGUCGACCGCACCGACUAGUGAGACUGUAGACUUAGCCACUGCUCUACAUACUCCUAUCGAAGAUAAAAUAACGCCAAAUAUAGAUUCGGAGUCGGAAAGCUAG